Molecule: messenger RNA, 139 nt
Organism: Acaulospora morrowiae
Lineage: Eukaryota; Fungi; Glomeromycota; Glomeromycetes; Diversisporales; Acaulosporaceae
Source: the annotation of a GenBank genome assembly
AUGCCGUUCACUGCAACCGAUAUCUGUAAGAUUUUUGCAGCAAUCUUUAUUCCACCACUUGGUGUUUGUCUCGAACGCGGUUGUUGCCAUGCUGAUUUUUUCAUUAACAUUUUGCUGACUAUUCUCGGUUAUAUUCCUG